Molecule: messenger RNA, 738 nt
Organism: Aspergillus calidoustus
Lineage: Eukaryota; Fungi; Ascomycota; Eurotiomycetes; Eurotiales; Aspergillaceae
Source: the annotation of a GenBank genome assembly
AUGGCGUACUCACUGGACCGGUUCAUAAGCUUCCACACCGGGCUGCCGUUUACCUUGAACGAACAAUUAAUUGCUACACGACUACCGGUUCCAGAGGAGGAAUUCCAGACAGGCCACCCGGCGGUCACGCAGUACUUGCCAGAGGUGAUGUCAAGGGGAAACACCGAUAAUGUUCUCCCGACAUCCUCCUUCAGCGAGUGCAUUGUCCUCGCAACAAUCUACGGCCGAGCUCUCGCACACCGACAACAAGUAGCGGUCGAGCAAAUAAGCGUCAGUGGCGACAUGGCAGUUUUCGAGGGAUUCUGGAGCCGGCACCAGUGGCUGCACGACAUGCUCAACUACCGCAUUCAGCUGCUCUCAAUGUCGCCGCAGGUCGACCCGAUGCCAAUGUUUGCGCGUAUAGUCGCGCAGACACUGGUUUUGUUUCUGCAAAGCGUGCUCGAGUCAAUCACUUGGAAAACCGGCGACCACCUCCUUGGCAUCAUCGAGUUUGAGAGACUCUGUGUGAUGGCAGCACACGAAGUGGUGAAUCUGGUCAAGUUUCAGCGUCAGCUUGGCUAUUUCAAGGUCCACCCCUUGACUCCGAUCCCGCUAAUGAUGUGCACCGAGUUCUUCGCCGGGCAUAGCUACCUUGACGCGGGGUUUGACAGCAUGCUGCAGGACGUGUUGGCUUACCCCCAAGAUUUGGACCGGGUCAAGAACGCUGCUCAGAGCCCGCGCGAUCCCAUAUAUGCUUAA